Selaginella moellendorffii is the source of this 1595-nucleotide messenger RNA. RefSeq names its product EGF domain-specific O-linked N-acetylglucosamine transferase. The transcript has 2 exons. Lineage: Eukaryota; Viridiplantae; Streptophyta; Lycopodiopsida; Selaginellales; Selaginellaceae. The record is from RefSeq and is a predicted model, not a curated record. Bases 100 to 1437 code for a protein of 445 amino acids. Gene Ontology annotation, molecular function: glycosyltransferase activity.
UCAGAAUCUGCUGUAGCCACAUAAAAUUUUCUCUUUUGAAACUCUUUAGUGGAGCAGCUGUUCGCAAGCGGCACUGGCAGCGCAGCAGCGCGAGGAAACAUGGCCAAGGCCUGCAAGCUCGAAGUGAAUUUGCACUGGAUUCAUCACUGGCUCAAUCUCUGGAAGAACAAGAUCAUACCCAAGAAGAUGACCAAGAUCCACAACAUCGUUGCAACGUGUGUCCUGCUCGGCUCCUGCUCUGCUUCCUUUGUAGUCCUCGCAACUGUCAUCCUCGCCAACUCCGACUGUAUUGUGCCUUUGCAGGGGCUCGCCUCGAGAGAGAGCGUCUCUUGCGAUUUCUCGCACCCUAGCACGAGUAUCUGCAGCCUGCAGGGGGAUGUCCGAGUGAAAGGCAGCAACUUGACAGUCGCACUGACGUCUGCCAACCAAAGCGCGCAUUCAAAUGUCCUGGCGAAGAUCCGGCCUUACACAAGGAAAUGGGAAAAGAUGAUGAAAACCAUCGGAGAAGUAAACAUGGUGAGCUUACCGAAGUCGAAGCAAAUGGCUUGUGAUGUGAGGCACUCGGUCCCGGCAGUGAUAUUCUCCACAGGGGGUUACACCGGAAGUAUUUUCCACGACUUCAACGAUGGUCUCGUUCCGCUCUUCAUCACCGCACAGAGGUUUAAAGGCGAGGUCGUGUUCAUGGUCCUCCAGUUCAAGCACUGGUGGCCCGGAAAAUACGCCCCAAUUCUCAAGCACCUCACGCACUACCCCGUGGUGGAUUUCGACCGCGAGCAGCUCGUUCACUGCUUUCCGAAAGUCAUAGUUGGUCUGAGAAUCCACGGCGACCUGCUGAUAGAAGAGGGAUUAGCAGGAACAUCAAUGAGGAGCUUCCAAAACUUACUCGAUAUCGCUCUCAAUCCAGGCCAAGUUGUGUUGCCAAAGACGAAGCCGAUGCUUGUCCUCGUCAACCGGGAAACCAGCAGAGUGAUCGUCAACAGAAACGAGACCAUCGCGCUCGCGGAGAAGCUGGGCUACGAAGUUCACACGUUUGCUCCCAAUUUUAACACUCGGCUCUCGGAAAUUUACUCGCUCCUCCAUUCGGCAGAUGUUCUCAUUGGUGUUCACGGGGCCGCUCUGACACACUUUUUGUUUAUGCGUCCCGGUUCCACCUUGAUCCAGAUUAUACCAUUCGGACUCAACGGGCCAGCCGAGACAUGCUUUGGGAGACCUGCAGAAAAAGCCGGGUUAAACUACGUGGGAUACCAGAUUUUACCUUCGGAGAGUACCUUGAGCGACGAGUUUGGUCUCAAUCACACUGUGAUAGUCAAUCCGGAUGAGGUCACCGCGAAGGGAUGGACGGAGCGGAAGAGAAUUUACCUCGAUGGCCAGAACAUAAGGCUUCACUUGCCAAGGCUGGAGCAAAUUUUAAAAGAUGUUCUUACGAGGCAUCAGUAAGAAAAUGUAUAGAAUUCCGCUGAGACGACUUUGUGGCUGAGCGUCCGGGAGUUAUUAGUGUUAGCUUGUACUUCGAAAGCCUCGAUCGUUACAGGUAGCCGCCAUAAAGUUGUAAGACUUGGUCCUACCAGGAAGAAAAACAUAUAGUCGUGCAACAA